Messenger RNA from Aureococcus anophagefferens, 639 nucleotides. RefSeq lists its product as hypothetical. The annotation marks the transcript as partial. Lineage: Eukaryota; Pelagophyceae; Pelagomonadales; Pelagomonadaceae. The record is from RefSeq and is a predicted model, not a curated record. The transcript is spliced from 2 exons. Gene Ontology annotation, molecular function: oxidoreductase activity.
AUGCUUGGUAGGCUCGGCUACGGGACCUGGCAGUUCGGCUCCGGCGGCGCCGACGACUAUUGGGGCCUCGAGUUCACGGACGACAUGGCCGUGGCCCUGCUCAAGCAGGCCACGGCCGCGGGCGUCACCUACGUCGACACGGCCGCGGACUACGCGCAGGGCGGCUCCGAAAAGCAGCUCGGCCGGGCCCUCAAGGCGCUCGCGCCCGACGCGCGCGCCAAGGUCGUCAUCGGCUCGAAGAUCCUGCCGAACAACUGCGGCGAUGUGCGCAAGUACACGGAGGAGACGCUCGCGCGGCUCGACGUGCCCUGCGUCGACUUGUACAUGGUCCACUGGCCCAUAAACGCCAGCUCGAUGGCCCACUUCGCCGGCGACCGCACGGCCGCCGGAGGCCGGGACUACGCCACGACGGGAGCCCUCCAGAAGGAGGGCAAGAUCAAGCACAUCGGCGUGAGCAACUUCGGCGUCCGGCAGCUCGCGGACGCCUUGGAGACGGGCGUCACCAUCGCCGUGAACCAGCUGGCGUACAACCUGCUGACGCGGGCCAUCGAGUUCGAGAUCCUGCCGUUCUGCCGGCAGCGCGGCAUCGGCGUGCUGGCUUACUCGCCGCUGUUGCAGGGCGUGUUGACGGGCGCGUUC